This is a messenger RNA of Aspergillus steynii IBT 23096, 1617 nucleotides long. RefSeq names its product M18 family aminopeptidase. The transcript is spliced from 6 exons. Lineage: Eukaryota; Fungi; Ascomycota; Eurotiomycetes; Eurotiales; Aspergillaceae. Bases 61 to 1569 code for a protein of 502 amino acids. The record is from RefSeq and is a predicted model, not a curated record. Gene Ontology annotation, biological process: proteolysis. Gene Ontology annotation, molecular function: metalloaminopeptidase activity; zinc ion binding. Gene Ontology annotation, cellular component: fungal-type vacuole.
UUUUAUUAUCCUCUGGAUUCUUCCCCCUCCCUCUCCCCACAGUCCCCAAGGUCCCAAACCAUGACUUCCAAACUCGCCCAGAACUUUAAGCAGCCCGCUCUGGACUUCUUGUCCUUUGUCAAUGCCUCCCCAACCCCCUUCCAUGCCGUCCAAUCCGCCAAAGAGCUUCUUGCCAAGGCUGGUUUUCAAGAACUAAAGGAAAAGGAUUCCUGGGCCUCGACAUGUCGCCCUGGUGGCAAGUACUACUUGACUCGCAAUAGCUCGACUAUCGUCGCUUUUGCUGUCGGUAAGAAAUGGAAGCCCGGAAAUUCUAUUUCCAUGAUCGGUGCCCACACGGACUCUCCCGUGUUGAGGAUUAAGCCCGUGAGCAACAAGCGCGGGGAAGGAUUCGUCCAGGUCGGCGUUGAGACCUACGGAGGUGGCAUCUGGCACACAUGGUUCGAUCGUGACUUGGGAGUCGCAGGUCGGGCCAUGGUCCGGACCGGCGAUGGCUCCAUAGUCCAGAAAUUGAUCAAGAUUGACCGCCCCAUUCUCCGAAUUCCAACCUUGGCUAUUCAUCUGGAUCGCCAGGAGACUUUCUCCUUCAACAAGGAAACCCAGCUCUUCCCUAUUGCCGGUCUUGUUUCCGCCGAGCUCAACCGCACCGGUGCUGCCAGCGGUACCUCCAAUGGCACCGGCGACAAGGACGCCAAGGCUGGUGAAGAAGAGAAGGGGGAGUUCUCUCCUCUGAAAGCGAUCACAGAGCGUCACCACCCAUACAUCGUGGAACUCAUUGCCGCCGAAGCGGGUGUCAAGCCGCUUGACAUCAUUGACUUCGAAAUGAUUCUGUUUGACACCCAGAAGUCUGCCCUGGGUGGUCUUCUUGAGGAAUUCAUCUUCUCGCCGCGCUUGGACAACCUCAACAGUUCUUUCUGCGCUACCGUGGGCCUGAUCGAUUCGGUGGCCGAUGCGUCGGCCUUGGAUGAUGAGCCUUCCAUCCGUCUUAUUGCUCUCUUUGACCACGAAGAGAUUGGAAGCCGUACCGCCCAAGGUGCCGACUCCAACGUGCUGCCCGCCAUCAUCCGCCGUCUUUCUGUCUUGCCUGCUUCGACUCCGGACAAUGCCGAUCUGUCAACCGCCUACGAGGAGACGCUAUCUACCUCCUUCCUGCUUUCGGCGGACAUGGCACAUGCGGUGCACCCCAACUACACGGGUAAGUAUGAAUCGGAUCACCGCCCGGAGAUCAACAAGGGACCCGUGAUUAAGAUCAACGCGAAUGCUCGUUAUGCCACCAACUCGCCGGGUAUUGUUCUGCUGCAGGAGGUGGCCCGGAAGGCUGCCGAGGGCGGCGGCGAGGGUGUUCCUCUCCAGCUGUUUGUUGUGCGCAACGACUCUAGCUGCGGAAGCACCAUCGGUCCCAUGCUGUCCGCUGCUCUCGGCACUCGUACCUUGGACCUGGGUAACCCUCAGCUGAGCAUGCACAGCAUCCGGGAGACCGGGGGUACCCAUGAUGUGGCCCACUCGAUCCGGCUGUUUACCAGCUUCUUCCAGCACUACUCGAAGACAUCCCAGACCAUCUUUGUUGAUUGAAUCAAAGGGGGUCCCCUGUAAAUAGCCAGCUCAAUUCCACGGUUCGAC